Molecule: messenger RNA, 1398 nt
Organism: Caenorhabditis bovis
Lineage: Eukaryota; Metazoa; Nematoda; Chromadorea; Rhabditida; Rhabditidae
Source: the annotation of a GenBank genome assembly
AUGGCGGAAAAACUCUCGGCCGAUGAUGUUCUAAAUACAGUAGGACGCAAAAAUCAAAAAAUCAUUUCCUGCAUCCUUCUCUGCGGCAUCACAUGGACUCCAAUUGCAUUCACCGCUUUUUGUCCAUCAUUUGUGCUAAAAUCGCCGGAUAAUUCCAGCUUUGUUGCAAUUUCAGAUGAAUUCGAUGUCACUGGUGAUUCGAAGUGGCUCGCCGACAGUACCACAACGUUCUACAUGAUCGGAAAUAUGAUCGGCGGGAUAUUCAUUCCACCUCUUGCCGACAAAUAUGGCAGACUUCCCAUAUUUGUGGUAACUUUGCUACUAAUGUCGGCUGCUGGCUGCGCUUCCGCCUUCUCAUUGUCACUUCUCUCCUUCUGCAUUCUUCGCCUGAUUCAUGGUGUGUUCUACACAGCCGCCGGGCUUGCUGGAUGGGUGCUUUGCUAUGAGAACACACCUGUCGGGCUUCGAUUCUUCACCUCCGUCUACUUUGGAAUCACUUGGGUCGUCGGUGCAUGCUUGUUAGCUCUUCUGGCCUAUAUUCUACCCAACUGGAGGAUCCUUAUGUUUACCAUCUCAAUUCCUAACGUAGUCAUUGCUGCCAUCAUUUAUUUCUUCGUCCCAGAAAGUAUCCACUAUCUCGCUUCGAUCCAUGACUCGGCCAAUGUUAAAAAAUGGCUGGAUUACGUGAUGGGACCACAAAAUAAUAUAGAAGCGUCGGAUAUUGUCGAAGAGCAGCACGAUGGAAAGACAUCGACAUUUGUAGGAUUGAUGCGGGAUAGUUGGAAGCACAAGAUCUUCCUCUUAUACAUUCUCUCAAUGGCUUAUAUCUGGAUCGUUGACACUUUCAUCUACUUCGGACUCUCGUUCUACUCAACCGAUCUUGCUGGCGACGUUUAUACCAAUUUCGUGCUGAUGAGCUUAGUCGAAGCUCCAGCCUAUAUUCUAGCUCCAGUAUUCAUGAAUAAGUACGGCCGGAAAACGUUGAUCUCCGGAACCCAUAUCAUAGCCGGUUUGGCAUUCCUUGGAAUCGUCUUGUUGCCGGAGACCUAUCAUCUCCAUUUCUGGCUUGUCGGCAAAUUUUCAAUCUCCUGCUCGUUCAUGAGCAUUUACAUGUUCGCUGGCGAGCUUUUUCCCACAGACGGCAGGAACAAGUGCAUCGGAUUCUGUGAAACGAUGUCAAGAUUCGGUGGAAUGCUUUCCCCAUACUUGGGACAAUUGGCAACAAUUUUCGCAAUGGGUCCCGCCAUUGUGCUAACCGUUAUUUCCAUAACCGGCGGCCUGUUAACCCUACUGCUUCCGGAAACCCUGAACACGAAGCUACCUUCAACAAUCGCGGAAUCGGCCUGCCGAAAACGACUGCUAGGACGCAGCUCGUCUUCAGACAGCUCCUCCUUAUAA